Messenger RNA from Symbiodinium natans, 642 nucleotides. Lineage: Eukaryota; Dinophyceae; Suessiales; Symbiodiniaceae. The record is from the annotation of a GenBank genome assembly.
AUGUCCACUUUGAACUUCAUUCGCGUCUUGGCCAAAGAAGCAUCCUUCGCAAGUGGUGUGGGCACACCUGUCCUCACUGUGGUCGGGGACGCUUCCAGCGGCACAUGGCUCUACCGGUGCCGGUGCUGCAAGCCCCAACGUGCCGGCAACAGCCACCCGCUCUCCGCCACAAUUGCCGGAGCCCGCGAUGUGGAGCGCCAAGAGAAGUCCACCACAUACGGGAAUCCCAAGGGAUCUUUGUGGGUUGAUAUCGAAGCUGAUGAGGUGGAUCUCGGGAAGGCUUUGGUGGAAGAUGGGACGGGUGAGAUAUUGAAAUGGGAGCUGUGGUGCGGCGUCGUGGAGCGUGGAAGGCCCUCCUCAUUGCGACUCUUUCGGCUGACACCUCCUCUGAGCCAAACAAGAUCACCUGGUCCGGGCCCCAUCAAGAAGAAUACCUGGUGCAAAGUCGCAGUGUCUCUUCUGCAGACUCGGAAAGUAGUCCUUCAUACUGACGCUGCCCGCGCAUACAACCUACGCAUUCCGGGCAUGCUUCACUGCAACGUCGUUCGCAAGAAGAAGCGUGUCUACAUCAACGGAAAGGUGUCUCGAAAGCUUAAGUGGAUAAACAUGACAGCAUAUAUUUACAUGCGCGAGAUUUUGUGA